This is a messenger RNA of Astyanax mexicanus (Mexican tetra), 2502 nucleotides long. Its product is annotated as serine protease HTRA2, mitochondrial. Bases 237 to 1574 code for a protein of 445 amino acids. Gene Ontology annotation, molecular function: serine-type endopeptidase activity; protein binding. The transcript is spliced from 8 exons. Gene Ontology annotation, biological process: proteolysis; programmed cell death; positive regulation of apoptotic process. NCBI's taxonomy places the organism in Eukaryota, Metazoa, Chordata, Actinopteri, Characiformes, Acestrorhamphidae. Gene Ontology annotation, cellular component: mitochondrion. The record is from RefSeq and is a predicted model, not a curated record.
CAUGUGCGACACCCAGAGACAGUAGUUUUUACUUCCGCUAGUCUGAGUUGUAACUAAUGCGAUAAGAGAGACUAGCCGAUUUGAUGAACAGUGACAGACAGCGGGCUGUGAAGAUCAGUUUAUGACCUGCAGUGUUUAUUAAUUAUCUUCUCGGAGUGGAGCUUCUCCAGUCUUCAGACUGUGGGAUCACUGAUCACAGGGCUUUAUAUGAGGAUCUUUAUCAGAUCUGAUGCAACAUGGGAUCAACUCGUGUGAGUGGAGUGUUCUCGCGGACGGUCGCGGGGCUCCUCCGGGAACGAGACCCCCGAUACAGCCUUUCUUCCCUCAGACUGACCCGGGGUUCAGCCAGCAGCUCUCCCGAUAAACACGCGAGAGAAAGCGGACAGACCCCCAGAGCUGAGGAGCCGGAGGCGGCGGGCACGCAGGAGGAGCGCAGCCGGGCUCGGAGCGGCUUCCUCGGGGCAGUGGCUGUAGGACUCGGGCUGAGUGGAGCCGCUUUACUCAGUUUUAAGGACGAGCAGGAGAAAGACAUUCUUCAGAGAAUAUUUCCUCUCAGAAACUCUGGACUACACUCAGUGUUACCUGUAGCCCGGUGUGCUUCUCCAUUCAAACCAGACAGUCCUCGCUUCAAGUACAACUUCAUAGCAGACGUGGUGGAGAAGUCCACGCCUGCUGUAGUGUACAUCGAGAUCGUAGGACGGCAUAUGUUCUCUGGCCGAGAUGUUGCCGUCUCGAAUGGUUCCGGCUUUAUCGUCAGUAGCGAUGGACUAAUAGUGACCAAUGCCCACGUAGUAGCCAACAAGCGUGACGUCCGGGUCAAACUCACCAGUGGAGAGACCUACAAUGCUGUUGUGCAGGAUGUGGACCAAGCUGCAGACAUUGCAACCAUUAAAAUUCAACCCAAGCAUCCUCUGCCAACAUUGCGUCUGGCCCAGUCAUCGGAAGUGCGGCAGGGGGAGUUUGUGGUUGCCAUGGGGAGCCCUUUCGCUUUACGAAACACCAUCACCUCUGGGAUAGUCAGCUCAACUCAGAGAGGAAGCAAAGAACUGGGUCUGUCCAACCCCAACAUGGACUACAUACAGACUGAUGCUACCAUAGAUUUUGGAAACUCUGGUGGUCCUCUUAUUAAUUUGGAUGGUGAAGUAAUUGGCAUUAACACUAUGAAGGUCACAGCUGGAAUCUCCUUUGCCAUCCCCUCAGACAGAGUACGUGUGUUCCUUAAUCAGGCUGCAGAUAAAAAGAAGUCCUGGUUCAGUGAAUCCACGACCAAGCGGCGCUACGUAGGAGUGAUGAUGUUAACUCUGACACCAAGUAUUAUUGCAGAGCUGAAAAUGAGAGACCCCUUGUUUCCUGACGUGACCCAUGGAAUCCUCAUACAUCGCAUCAUCUCUGGCUCUCCAGCACACAGAGCGGGAAUGAAGCCAGGAGACAUUGUUUUGGAGGUCAAUGGUGUGAAAGUGAACACGUCAGAGGAGAUCUACAAUGCUGUGCGGUCAAGCGACAGCAUCAAGAUGGUGGUCCGCAGGGGGGAAGACCUUCUGAUCCUGCACAUGGUUCCUGAGUUUACAGAGUGACCUUGAGAUGAUCUAUUUUUGUGUUGUUCAUUAUUGGGAUGAAGUAGUGGAUGAAGAGGAAUGAUGGAAUGAUAGAAACGUUGAGUGUGUUUAUGUGAAAUGUAGAUGGAAGGAGAUAUGGCUUGGGGACAUUUUAGUCUGUGUGAGAAAGAUAGAAAUUAGUGUGUGGAGCAGUAUGAAAGAAUACAUGAAGUUACGCGUUUCAUAUUAAAUGGUUCUGUAAUUUGUGUUGGAUUAACAAGCUAGGAAAAGUGGAGUUUGGGAUGGGAAUAGACACAUAAACAGGCAAUAGACCAUAUGAUGGAAUUAUAGGGAAGAAUUAUAAUGGGAAGAACUUGACAGUAUGAUGAAUGAUUUAUCAAGAUACAUGGGAUACCGUUUAAUAUAUUGCAAUACUGUAAGGAAGGUGAUAUAUUGUAAUUGUUAAAAUCACAUUUCAGAAAAACAAAAUGUCAAAUCACAAUUAUAAGAUCUAAGUAAAAGAACUGUUCCAACUCAAAAUCAGUCAAUGUCUAACAUCAAUAUUUACAUGCAAAUUAAUAAUUAAAAAACAAUACUGUGUUUAUGAAAUAAAAAAAAACAAUGUGUUGCUCUUUAAGAUUUUCCUGCUAUUAGAAGACUAAUAGGCAGCAAACCUUAUGUUUUUAGCUACAAUGAUUUCCAUUGUAUGUAAAGGCACAAUUGAGUACAAAAAAAAGUUGCAAAAAUUAGAUCAAAGAAAAUUGGAUAAGAGAUUUUAUUUUUUGUUUUAUUUACUCUUUUUGCAUUUGGAUGCUUUUUUCAUUUGAGAAAACAAAAAUUACUCCUGAUUCCUCAUUCCCCAUUUUUUAGUUUACCUUGCCUGUUUAAAACUGUUCAUCAAAAUGAGUAUUUUGUUCUGAAUUUUGUCAAAAGUAUACUUUGGGACUGGUGUAUGGAAAGAUGUGUA